UGCAGCACUGGAAAUCAGGCCUAGUUUUGUUCUGACUGUGAAAUCCCCAGGAAGUGGUGAGAAGCAAGAACCAAAGCCCGAACUUUUGAGCUACAGAUAUGAUUAAAAAUUGCUCUCUUGGAUCUUCUGAACUAAAAAAAUGAGGACGAGGAAGCCUCCGUGUCCGAUAGAGAAAGUGUGGGUAGACAAGCACAAAUACGAUGAAGCUGAGAGGCUCCACUAUGAGCGAGAGGCCUUGCUGGCCGCCGCAGCCCCGGAGGAAAACCAGGAGGUGGAGGCUGUGAAUGGAGUCUGCAACGAUGACUCUGCUGAAAGCGAGUGCCCAAAAAGAGGCAGGAAUGGGAAGAAGCAGAAGAAAAGGAAGCGCUCUCCGAAGCCCAAAAAUGUGCUCUCCAAGGUAGACUCUGUUCUCUCGGGCUUGCUUGCUGAUCACGUGUGGUUCGACAAGCCUCUCUAUGACCACGCGGAGAAUGUGUACAGGAAAAACAUAGUGGAUUGGCAGAACCAGGAGGCGCUGGAGACUCAACUCCCUGCUGAGCAGGUUGCUUUAGCGCCCAGCUCUGAAGUUGCCCAAGAUGUUUCGAAGCUGAGGAUGUUCUCAGCGGCCCUGUCCUGCUCCCAUGGUACUCUCUCUGCAUGUCACCAUAUUGUUCAGGGCGUCUGGGUUAACAAACUCGACUUUGAUAAAGCCGAGAAGGCGUUCAUCGAGAAAUCCCAGUUAUUUGCCCCUCCGCACAUCCUGAGCAUCCCAUCCGUGUGGUCCAACGGAGGUGGCGUUGGACUGAGGACGCCGGAUGAAGGUUAUGUUACAGCCUUGCCUACCCCUGCCACGCCAGGCUUAGCUCCGGACGCCGUAGCCCAUCCUAACGCUCCCUUCGUUACCGACGUGCGCGAGACAGUGAACGGCAAGCCACAGAUUUCAAGCUUGCAGGCCCUCAUGUCCGAGGUGUGGCUGGAGAAACCCCUCUACGAUGACGCCGAGAAGAGCUUCUACGAGAACAUGUUUGAUGGGCACCCACCAGGCAAAGCCAGACUGCAGAACCGUGGCGGCCCUGAAGCCUUGAAGAGGGAGCACGAGGACGGGAAGACUCAGAGCCCUGGGAGGCAAAUGGACAUCAAGCGUGAGGAGAUCACCUGCUCUCUGCUUCCCAAUGCUGCUGCUCCCCCUCCAUCCACUUACUACUUCCUACACGAGGACAGUGAACCAGUGUGGCUUAACAAGUUGACAUACGACAGUGCUGAGGCUCGAUACUAUUCUUUGGAAGCUCAGAAAAUGUCCAAAACGGGAGAGGACACAAGGGUGCUGGAAUCUACAGUAGCAAAACCUCUACCAGCUUCUCGUGCUUCAAGCGUACCUGCUCCAGAAACUAAAAAAAUGGCAGUCGACUUCUCACACGAGAAGAUCUGGUUUGACAAAUACAAGUAUGAUGAUGCUGAGAGAAGAUACUACGAGCAGAUGAACGGGCCGGUUAGCAGUUCUUCACAGCAACAGAGCGCGAGCACAACCUCUUCUGGGCCUUCUGGUGAUCAAAAUGAACUCGUUUCCCGAAUUUCUCACCUGGAGGUAGAAAAUCAAAACCUUCGCAGUGUUGUUGCAGAUCUUCAGCUGGCCAUCUCCAAGUUGGAAAGCCGCCUGAAUGUGCUGGAAAAAUCAUCUACCUCCCAUCAGCCUGCAUCGAUUCCACCAACCCAGAAAGUGGAACCAUUCAGUGUUCCCUCCAAGAAAGUGGCUCUCCCAUCUGCAUCAAUUGCAAAGAAAGUUGAGUCAACCGCUGCAGAGGAUGACGAGGAUGACGACAUUGACCUUUUCGGUAGCGAUGACGAAGAGGAAGACCAAGAGGCUGCCAAAGUCCGGGAGGAGAGACUGCGCCAGUACGCAGAGAAGAAGGCCAAGAAGCCAGGUCUAAUUGCCAAGUCUUCUAUCCUUCUGGAUGUUAAACCGUGGGAUGAUGAGACUGACAUGGCAAAGAUGGAGGAGUGCGUCCGAUCCAUCCACAUGGAUGGGCUUGUGUGGGGCGCCUCCAAGCUGGUCCCAGUAGGCUAUGGCAUCAAGAAGCUCCAGAUCCAGUGCGUAGUGGAGGAUGACAAAGUUGGGACAGACAUCCUGGAGGAGGAGAUCACCAAGUUUGAAGACUAUGUGCAGAGCGUUGACAUUGCUGCUUUCAACAAGAUCUAGAAGCAACUUAUAACCUCCGUGGGAGUGUAAUAAAUGUCAAGAUUGGGAGUGCA
This is a messenger RNA of Nothoprocta perdicaria, 2229 nucleotides long. It is a transcript of the gene EEF1D, whose product is annotated as eukaryotic translation elongation factor 1 delta. Gene Ontology annotation, cellular component: eukaryotic translation elongation factor 1 complex; cytosol. Gene Ontology annotation, molecular function: guanyl-nucleotide exchange factor activity; translation elongation factor activity. NCBI's taxonomy places the organism in Eukaryota, Metazoa, Chordata, Aves, Tinamiformes, Tinamidae. The record is from RefSeq and is a predicted model, not a curated record. Gene Ontology annotation, biological process: translational elongation. The coding region runs from base 140 to 2176 and encodes 678 amino acids. The transcript is spliced from 9 exons.